Anopheles maculipalpis is the source of this 2607-nucleotide messenger RNA. It is a transcript of the gene DNApol-eta, whose product is annotated as DNA polymerase eta. Gene Ontology annotation, biological process: response to radiation; error-prone translesion synthesis. The coding region runs from base 43 to 2607 and encodes 854 amino acids. The record is from RefSeq and is a predicted model, not a curated record. Lineage: Eukaryota; Metazoa; Arthropoda; Insecta; Diptera; Culicidae. Gene Ontology annotation, cellular component: nucleus; site of double-strand break; replication fork. The transcript has 3 exons. Gene Ontology annotation, molecular function: DNA-directed DNA polymerase activity; damaged DNA binding.
GAAUAUGUGCGUGCUGUAUUGAAUGUGUACAAAUGAUCCAAAAUGAGCAGUAAAACGACUAUAAAUAUUAAGAAUAAAUUCGACCGAGUGGUAGUGUUGGUCGACAUGGAUUGCUUCUAUUGUCAGGUGGAGGAAAAAUUAAACCCCGCGAUUAGAGGCAAACCAAUAGCGGUGGUACAGUACAAUCCCUGGCAAGGCGGAGGAAUCAUCGCCGUAAACUAUCCUGCCAGAGCGGAAGGUGUUACACGCCACAUGCGUGGUGACGAAGCGAAGCAACACUGUCCAGAAAUUGAGUUACCUCAAGUUCCACAGAUUAGGGGCAAAGCCGACCUGACGCGCUAUCGUGAGGCGGGUAAGGAAGUAGCGGAUGUUUUGCAGCGAUUUACUCCACUACUAGAACGGGCCAGCGUCGAUGAGGCGUACCUUGAUAUAACUGAGCGCGUGCUGACCAGGAUACACGAAAUGAACGAGGGUCGAUUUCAACUGCUACCCGAAAAGUUGGAUAAUACAUUUGCGGUGGGGUAUGAAAGUAUUGGUGAAUUUGUAAAAAAGCUUUCCAACACAUUCGAUGCCAGUUCGGCGGAGAAUAAUACACCGGAGCGGUUGGAGUACAGGAAAAGCGACAUGAAGCUGCUGGUCGGUGCCUCGAUCGUGAACGAAAUACGUGCCGCUGUGAAGGAACAAACGGGUUACGAGUGUUCGGCCGGUAUUGCGCACAACAAAAUCCUUGCCAAGCUAACGGCCGGCUUUCACAAACCGAACAAACAGACGAUUCUGCCGAUCGACAGCAUCAGGAAGCUGUACGAAACGCUACCAGUGAAGAAGGUGAAGGGUUUGGGUGGGAAACUGGGCGAUCAGGUGUGUGAGGUGUUGAAAGUACAGUUUAUGUCGGAGUUGGUACAGUUCCCAGAGAGUGUGCUGCAGCAUCACUUUGACGAGCGGAUGGGCAGCUGGAUGUAUUUGAUGGCACGCGGUAUCGAUCUUGAGGCGGUAACGGCAAAGUUCCUGUCGAAAAGUAUUGGCUGUUGUAAGAGAUUUCCCGGUAAAAAUGCAAUUACCGGACUGGCAACGCUUAACCACUGGUUGAACGAGCUUGCAUCGGAAGUGACGGAACGAUUGGAGAAGGAUUUGGAGGAAAACAAUCGUAUGGCGAAGCUGUUAACGGUAAGCUACAGUCAGCAGAUCGAUAAUGUGGAUGUGUCAAGCACGAGAAGCAUACAGUUGGUGGCGUACGAAAUGGAGCGCAUUGCCGUUGAUGCGCUUGAAACGAUCAAACGAAAUACGGAGCGAUUUUUUAAACCCAACUCAACAACGGCAUUGAACAAUCCGGUAAAAUUUUUGGGCCUUAGUGCGGGAAAGUUUGAAUCGAACGGCAGCGGAAAAGGAGCCGGAAUCAAGCAAAUGUUUCAGAGCUACACAUCGAAUAAGGUUAGCGGUGCAAAGGAAAUACCGCCACCGGUUGAAUUACCACAAGCUGAAGCGUCGCCUGAUGAGCCACAGCUAGAGAAAGCAAAAGCGGAAGAACCAAUGGCUGAAUGUAGCAAAAAGCCACCGAAAGGCCAUAUAAAACAUUUGCUACAACAUCAAGCAUCUUUAGCUGCUAGUUCUUCCAGAGAACGUGUCGCAAAGGAGCCUGACAACAGCAAUACCAGUGAAGAAUCUAAAGAAAGCGAAAGCAAACCGGGGAAAGGUAUUAAACAAUUUCUACUACCAAAAAGUGCCAUUUGUAAGGAAUCUGCUCCUAAAAGUGAGCGAUUAGAGGAGGAGGAAAGAGAUGCGGAGGAUCAACUAACCCGAGUAGAGGAUGAGGUCAAAGCAGAAAUAUCAGAAGCAGAUAAAAAAACCGAGCCAACUCUACACGUAGCUGAAGAGUUAGUAAAACCAGAAGAGCAACUAUCUGCCUCAGCAUUGGUGACGGAAGAAACAAAUGAAACACACGUGAAGAAACCCGAUUACUUAGAAACAUACGCAGAAUAUGUAUAUCAAGUCCCGGAAAUAGAAACCCAAACGUUGGAAUGUCCCCAGUGCAAGAAACAGAUCCCGGAACAUGAAUAUCAAUCUCAUCAGGACUUUCACUUUGCUCUCUCGCUAAGUCAACAGCAACGAGAUGAGUUCCGCAAUGAUUUAAAAUCAAAAAUAUCUGCCAAACGACCAUCGAAAGCUACCUCUUCGUCAUCGUCUGCGGGAAGAUCCAAUAGUGCCAAUACAUCAUCCGGAGCAAAUUUAUCGAUCGAACGCUUUCUAUCAAGAGUUUCACCAGAAUCGAUACGUUCCACUAACUCCGAGAUGGUCGUUAAGAGUGGCAGCGGGGAAGAUGAUCUCUCAGAUAGUCUCACAAAGUGUCCUGACUGUGGCAAACUUGUACCAUUAGAAUCGCAGACCGAGCACGACGACUAUCAUGUGGCGAAACGGUUGCAGCAGGAACUGAACCGUCUCGAGCCAACUCCAUCACAGCCGACGAUUCUAAAUAAACCUGUUGCGGCAACCGUAGUGGUGGGAGGAAGUUCCAGCACGAAACGAAAGCGUUCUAUGAUCGUAGGCGGUGAGGUGACGUCACCGGUUAAGCAGAAGCUAAAACCCGUGUCCUCUUACUUUACUAAAUUGUAA